Rotaria socialis is the source of this 1071-nucleotide messenger RNA. Lineage: Eukaryota; Metazoa; Rotifera; Eurotatoria; Philodinida; Philodinidae. The record is from the annotation of a GenBank genome assembly.
AUGUAUGCGCCCCCAAUGAGUUUAAAUGAAGUACCUACAGAAAAACCCAAUGCUUUACUAUCAGCUGAUCGAAUUUUUCGUGAGGUUCCUCAAGGUUUACAGCAUUCCAUGGCGAUUGUAUAUUUAAUUAUUUGGUAUAUUUCAUCGGGUGCUACACUCUUUUCAAAUAAAUAUAUUCUUAACAUUUUUGAAGGUGAUGCUUUUUCGUUAGCCAUGAAUCAACUUAUUUUGUCAAUUUUAACUAGUUUUAUACAAAUGCAAAUAAUAAAUAAAUUAUCACCACAGAUACAUAAAACUUCGCCCAGUAUAAAAAAUAUUUUUCAAGAUAUGAUAUUUAUUGGAGCAUUCCGCUGUAGUACAGUUGUAUUAGGUUUAUUAGCCAUAAAAUAUAUUGUUGUUUCGUUUGUUGCAACAAUUAAAGCGUCAUCGCCUUUAUUUACAGUGAUCAUUAGUCGAAUUGUACUUGGAGAAAAAACUGGCCAUUGGACAAAAUUUUCCAUGAUACCAAUUACCAUCGGGCUUUCUCUUUGUAGCUCAUUUGAAUUAAGUUUUAAUAUCAUAGGCUUUUUAUGCGCAUUGGGUACAAAUUUUUUCGAAUGUUUGCAAAAUGUAUAUUCAAAAGUAUUAAUCAGCGGUGACCGUCAUCGUUACACAGCUAUUGAAUUACAAUUCUGGGCGAGUUUGAUGGCUUGUGUUUUUCAACUACCUAUACUGCUCUACAAUGUCGAUGUUCUAUCAGCGAUGGGUUCGACUUCUUUAUCACUUUUCCUAAUCUACGUUUUAAACGGUAUAUCUUACCAUAUUCAGGCGUUUUCAGCCUACGCUGUUAUGGCUUAUAUAUCACCCAUAACACAUAGUGUUGCUAAUACUGUGAAACGAGCUUUGCUGAUUUGGUUGUCGGUACUGAUUUUUAAAAAUCCAGUGACUUUUCUUAGUGGUUUCGGCACAUUAAUAGUUAUAUUUGGUGUUAUAAUGUAUAAUGAAGCACGUGAUAUGGAUAAAAAACCUGGCAUUUCAAGUAAUUUAGUAAACGAUAAUAGUCCAAUAAUAACUACACGACGAGACGUGUAA